Molecule: messenger RNA, 1192 nt
Organism: Gambusia affinis (western mosquitofish)
Lineage: Eukaryota; Metazoa; Chordata; Actinopteri; Cyprinodontiformes; Poeciliidae
Exons: 4
Coding region: 1-648 (215 amino acids)
Source: RefSeq, a predicted model, not a curated record
AUGACAGGAUGUGAGUCGUCAUCAGUUGAUUCUGAGGAAACCUGGAGAUCUGGACCGGUUCUGGACUGGUUCUGGACCGGUUCUGGACCGGUUCUGGACCGGUUCUGCUCAGCUGACCCGUCGGAGCGACGGCUCAUUCUAAUCUUAAUCUUUGGUUCUGGAUCCAAACUCGAUGUAACCGAUGAUCCGGUAGUGAAGCCCAGGGUGAGCGUGUACCCAGCAGCAUCCAGCGCCCAGCGGGGCCCGAGGGCCUUCCUGCUGUGUCUGGCCUCAGACAUGUUUCCUCCUGAGGUCCAGUUCUCCUGGAAAAGACUGGAGGACGGUACAGAGAAGGAUCUGACCUCUGGAGAGCAGCUGGAGCUCAGAGAGCCGAACCGCACCGCCUCCCUCUUACUGGUGGAUCGGGAUCCUGUCAGCACAUCUAGAUACCGCUGCUCUGUGCAGCAUGAGGGGGGCCCAGUGGAGGCCCCAGCAACACAAGAGGUUCCUGCGUUGCUCCCAGUGUCCUUCCAGUCUCACUGCAGGGUGAAGCUGCUCUGCCUGCUCUACUCGCUGCUGAUAGUGAAGAGUCUGGUGUACUGCUGUGGCCUCUCUCUGCUGAUGGCCCUCAGGAACAAGGGCCCGGCCCCCAGCUGCAGGGUUUUCUGACUCCAGUGGCCUUUAUUCACAGCUGUGGUAAAGUAGCAGUAAAAUGUGCAGCUGGUGAAUGUCGGCCUCAGUUCUCGCCGCUGCCUGUUCAUCUCAGCUCCGUAUCUUUCUCUCUCUCUCAUAACUCACUUUCCUGUCAGAUCACUGCUGAUUUAUUGUUUUAAAGCUUCUUUACAUUUAAGUCAAACAUUAAGAGAAUUUUUUAUUCCAGUUUUUCAGAUUUACUAACAGGAUUUCCAUCCAGAUGAUGACUUGUUCCUGUCAGUCUGUGACGUUAUAAUUUUAUACAUUUAUUUAGAUCUCUGAUUAUUUUCUUUCUGCUUCAUAUUUGAUCCUUUGUUGUUAACAGUUUUGUCUUUAUUUCAUUGUAACUCAACUUUGUGUAAAAUCCCUGAUGUUUUUAUUAAAGAGCUGUUUGUGACUAAAUGACUUGAUUCACUGUUUGUUCUUAAAUUGUCCAUCAAACCAGGAGUUUCUGUCCCAACAUGUUUCAUCUCCCUGAGGCUGAUGAGCAACAAGCUGAGAACCAUCAGCUGGACUUUGA